This is a messenger RNA of Ostrinia furnacalis (Asian corn borer), 1282 nucleotides long. Its product is annotated as elongation of very long chain fatty acids protein 4. Gene Ontology annotation, cellular component: endoplasmic reticulum membrane. The transcript is spliced from 6 exons. Lineage: Eukaryota; Metazoa; Arthropoda; Insecta; Lepidoptera; Crambidae. Gene Ontology annotation, molecular function: fatty acid elongase activity. The record is from RefSeq and is a predicted model, not a curated record. Bases 163 to 1029 code for a protein of 288 amino acids. Gene Ontology annotation, biological process: fatty acid elongation, saturated fatty acid; very long-chain fatty acid biosynthetic process; sphingolipid biosynthetic process.
UGACAAUGCUUUCAUUCCUGAUGAAUAUUCUAACUAAUUACUUAUGUUGACCCUUGGCUAAGUUUAGUUUAAUUGAAGUAGUCACAAGGAAAAGGUGGUUUCAUAUAAAUAUUAUUUAUUAGUUCAAUUUUAAUUAGUAUUAGUGAGAUUUGAAGACUCCCCAUGGCGGCGAUUUUGCUAAAAGCAUGGGAAGGGUAUACAUUUUUGUUUGAAGAAUUACCUGAUCCACGCACAAAACCAUGGCUCCUCGUUGCCAAACCCUACCAAGGGCUCAUAAUUCUUGGACUCUACCUCAUGUUUGUCCUGAAUUGGGGCCCCAAAUGGAUGAAAGACCGCCCACCUUUCAACCUUGAUAAAAUAUUAAUAGUAUACAACGGAAUCCAAGUUAUUUGCUGCCUGUACCUAUUCCUUGGUUCAAUAAAUUACUGGCUUUGGGAGUAUCGAUAUCUGUGUGAGCCGGUCGACUUCUCGAAUAGUGCAAAAGCUGUUAGAGCCGCCAAAUUGGUCUACUUGUAUUUCUUGCUCAAGGUUAUUGACCUUUUAGACACGGUAUUUUUUGUUCUGCGCAAGAAAUUUAACCAAGUAUCCUUCCUACACGUGUACCAUCAUACUGGGAUGGUGAUGCUUAUAUGGGGAGCUGUAUCCUAUUACCCAGGCGGCCAUGGAACACUCGUUGGUGUCAUCAACUCGUUCGUGCAUGUUGUGAUGUAUUCCUACUACUUACUGACUGUGGCCUACCCGUCUGUUAAGAAAUCUUUAUGGUGGAAGAAGUACAUCACACAACUCCAAAUUGUCCAAUUCUUCUGGUGUGUGGUCCACAUGGGCCUCAUAGUCUUUAAGCCGGACUGCGCCUACCCUCGUUGGACAGCAGCCGUCUUCCUGCCCCAGAACCUCUUCAUGCUAAUCCUCUUCAUAGACUUCUACAUCAAGACCUAUAUAAAGAAACCCAAAGUCUCGAAUGGUGUCAGUCUAUCCAGUUCAAUUCAAUUGAAUGGUGCUAACGGUGUCAGUAAAGAACAUACUAAUUAGUUAUAAGAAAUAAGUACAUGUUAAAUUUUUUUUAAUGGAUUGUGUCGAGAAAAGAUGGACUUUGAAAUGUAAAUAUAAAUUAAUGGCGGCGCAUGAAAAAAAGAAAAAAACUGAAACAGAAGAUUAAAAUCAAGGGAUAAAUCAGUUACCUGUUUAAUAUGAUGUGUACUCAAAUUAGUGACGUAACGCUAUGAGUACGAAAUCUAAUUUGUUAUCUUUUCCCUGAGGGCUGUGUGAGUUUACAUCAAACGUC